AAUUCUCUGCCUCUGAGGGCGGUGGAGGCAGGUUCUCUGGAUGCUUUCAAGAGAGAGCUAGAUAGAGCUCUUAAAAAUAGUGGAGUCGGGGGAUAUGGGGAGAAGGCAGGAACGGGGUAUUGAUUGGGGAUGAUCAGCCAUGAUCACAUUGAAUGGCGGUGCUGGCUCGAAGGGCCAAAUGGCCUACUCCUGCACCUAUUGUCUAUUGGGUAUUUUUAAAGUGGAGAUUGAUGGGUUUCUGAUUAAUAAGGGUGUCAAAGGUUAUGGGGAGAAGGCAGGAGAAUAGGGUUGUGGGAAAAAUAGAUCAGCCAUGCUUGAACGGCGGAGUAGACUCGAUGGGCCAAAUGGCCUAAUUCUGCUCCUGUGUCUUGUAUGAACGAUGGAAAUGAAUGAAUCGCACAAUUAUUAGACCAAUGCAAAUUCUUGCAAACUUGGGCCGAAGGGCCUGUAUGCUGUAUCUCUGAAAUAAAUCUGCCCUGCAACACGAUGUCCGGCCAGCAGGGCUGUGUUACGAAGCCGGAGCAAAAAGUUGGUGGCCCUACCUGAGAGUGUUGAACUUCGCACGUGUUUCUCCUUUGUGUUGUGAGGGUAAACCUGCUGGGUAAACCAUCCACCCUGCCUAACCUCUGGUGUAACUGACUCACUGGUUAGGGCGGAGGGUUCAGCAGGGACUCACCGCCACUGAACGAGUGAAGGGGAGAAGGGGAGGAGAGACAAGAACAAAGUAAAGCAAGGAUCUUUGAAGUAAAGGGAGCUGGAGAAGGAGUGGCACUGCAGCAGCAGGCAAGUACAGGGAGCUGGAGUAGGGGCCGGCUACAAUGAGGAACAACAACAACUGCUGCUGCAGCGUAAAGGGGGCGUUGAGGAACUGAAAUGUUGGUCACUCCUCCCUCAUCGAUACCAGCAGCUGCGAACCGCCAGUCAAGACACAUGGACGGGAAAGAAGCAAGGAUCUGCUGCAGUCCGGUGCACCGGCCAAUCCUUUGUGAAUCGCAACGCUCAGCCAGCGCCAGCAUCGAUGCAUUUCACGGACCCUGUGCGAGAAUGCACUGGUAACAUCGGACGGGAUUACAAGACUGAGGACUGAGUCAGAGAGUGGGAGCCAUCCAGCGCCGGUGAACUGGAUUGAAUGACCACUGAAUAGGUCGCACAGUCUACUGCUUGUUCUUGCACUGGUCAGAGAAGAACCGUGGAAAUGUUAGCAAGGGGGAACAAUUCACGUUCUUGCCCCCUAAAGAGGAGAAACUAUUGAAUUUCUUUGCAAAAUCCAACUGCGCUGCCCUAGUGCACGGUGAUGAAGUCUAUAUCUAUCUAUCUGUCUAUCUGAAGAAGGGCCCCGACCCUAAACGUCGCCUGUCCACGUUCUCCAGAGAUGCUGCCUGGCACGCUGACUUCCUCCAGCAGUUUGUGUUUUGCUGAAGAUCCCAGCAUCUGCAGUUCCUCGUGUCUCUGUCUACCUGUUGUCGGGCUUGCGAUUUGAAAGUCUUGUUGCUGAUUCAGAUGUCGCCCCUCCCCACCGACUUCAGAACUUUUUGAUGCAGAUAUCUGUGUGGGUUUGGAGCCUCUAGUCUGCGUUUCUGCAUUUGCUGCCCCGUGUGUUGUCCGGGCUCAACAUGGGGAGGUGCGGGCUUUGGGCGAGAGGUUUAUUGCUGGUGCUCGGGACUCUGCUUCUACUCCCAGCCCCCGCCGCUGCCAGCGGUGAGUAUUGCCACGGUUGGAUGGACACCCAAGGGACCUGGCACGGCGGCUUCCAGUGUCCUGAGCGCUUUGACUCGGGCACGGCUACCAUCUGCUGCGGCUCCUGCUCGCUGCGCUACUGCUGCGCCAGCGCCGACGCCAGGUUAGACCAAGGCCACUGUGACAACGACCAGCCGGCCGGCAGCAACGAUGGCCCGGGCGGCGGCGAGGGCAGAGACGGCGGCAACUCCUCCGCAGUGCCAAUCUAUGUGCCUUUCCUUAUCGUGGGCUCCGUCUUCGUGGCCUUUAUCAUCAUAGGCUCGUUUGUGGCAGCCUGCUGCUGCAAGUGCCUCAAACCCAAACAGGAGCAGCAGCAGAACCGAACGCCAGCAGCGAGCCGGCUGAUGGAGUCCAUCCCCAUGAUCUCCAGCUCGGGCAACCCCCGGGGGUCGUCCUCGCGGCAGUCCAGCACUGCGGCCAGCUCCAGCUCCAGCGCCAACUCCGGGGCCCGAGGCCCCCCCGUCAGAACACAGGGCAACUGUUGCCUGCCCGCUGAGGGGGCCAUGAACAACAUUUACCUCAACGUGCCGCCCAGUUUCUCCGUGAUGAGUUGCCAGCAGGCUCCGCCAAUCCUGCAGCACCAGGCACAGUUCCUGCACCCUCAGUACUUGGGGUUUGCUGUUCAACACGACUCCUUGGCUAUGACGCCCACUCCUCCUUACAUGGAAGGACUGCAGAACGGUUACAGGCAAAUGCAAACCUCCUUCCCCCAGGCCAGCGCUAAUACCGAACAGAUGGUGUACACAACAGUAACUGUAUAGGAAGAUACCAAUGUAUUUUUUUAAUAUAUAUAUCUACAUAUCACUGCAACGUGGAGGCUAUCUACUUGGAUCGUGAGAAACAAAACACGGGUUGAGACAUUUUGUAAGCGAUUAGUUUAUCAAAUUUUCCUCAGAGGAAUUUUUAUCCUUUAAGAUGUGUGUGUGGGAAAUUCAGUGUUUCAGAAUUUUCUCCACUGUUGACGAUCACUUGUUGCGUUUGGGUGCUUAAGGCAGCCAUCUUCAUCCUGCUGGGAGUAGCCGGUCGUUAGACCAUCAUUGGUCGGCCACAUCCAACGAUCCUUGGAGCAACGGAUGGUUGCUUGCUCAGUCAUGAUUGUUGGAAGUACGUAACGUCCGGCACUGAAUUAUGCACCGCAUGUCCUGGAGUCGUACAGCAUGGAAACAGGCCCUUUGGCCCAUCUUGUCCAUGCCGCCGAAGGUGCCCCAUCCACACUAGUCCCACCUGCCUGCAUUUAGCCAUUAUCCCUCUUUCCUAUACAUGUACCUGCCCAAAUGUCUUUGUUAUAGUAUCUGUCUCAACUACCUCCUCUGGCAGCUCACGCCGUAUACAUACCUGUGUGAAAAAUUGGUCCCCUCAGAUUCUUAAUAAAUCUUUCCCCUCUCACCUUAAACUAUGUCCCUCUGGUUAUUGAUUCCCCUAGUUUGGGUGAAAGACUCUGUACAUCCACCAUAUUUAUUCAGGGGUUCUGGGGAUAAGGCAGGAGAAUGGGGUUGACAAGGAAGGAUAAAUCAGUCAUGAUUGAAUGGUGGAGAUUUCAAUUCUACUCCCAUAACUUAUGAACUAUUCCCCUGAUGAUCUUAUCCACGUCUAUAAGAUCACCUCUCAUCCUCCUACUCUCCAAGAAAUACAGUCCUGCCAUGCCCAACCUCUCCCUAUAGCUCAGGAUCUCAAAUCCUGGCAGCAUCCUCAUGAAUCUUUUCUGCAUUCUUUCCAGUUUAACAACAACAGUGACAGUGGAUGUUCACUGUCAACAUUGCCUCCUUGAUAGACACGGCAGUCAAUGUCACUCCUUUCAUAAGAUCACAAGACAUAAAAGCAGAUUUAACGCCAUUCAGCCCAUCGAGCCUGCUCUGCCAUCUGACCAUAGCUGACCUUUUUUCCCUCUCGACCCCAUUCUCCUGCCUUCUCCACAUAACCUUAACCGCCCUUACUAAUCAAGAAUCUGUUGAUUGCUUUAAAAAAUACCCAAUGACGGCCUCCAUGGCCAUCUGUGGCAAUGAAUUCCACAGAUUCACCACCUUCAAACUAAAGAAAUUCCUUCAUCUCCAUUCCAAAGCUACGCCCUUUUAUUCUGAGGCUGUGCCCUCUGGUCCUAGACUUGCACACUAGUAGAAACAUCUUCUCUAUCCAAGCUUUUGGUGAUCGCUGGGUAGGUUUUGGAUUGUGUCUGGUGCAUUAAAUAUUAUUCUGUUGGCCACUAUAUUAGGCAAAGGACCACACGCAUUGGUUAUGACCACUCAAUGUAAUGAGCUGUGUCUUAUCAAACCGUGCAAUUAGCAUCUGGAAUAUCCUACACAAACGGUCCUCAAUAAACCGCUACUCAAAAUUGGAAAAGCUAUGAAAGUUGAGGAUGAAAAUAUAUUCAUGGUACGGCAAAUUUGUCGAGCAGAAUCAUGGAUGAUUCCAAAAUAAAUGCAGAAAAGAUGUAAUGAAUGGUGAGAUAGUCAUGCAGUGUGGAAACAGGCACAACUUGCCCACACUGACCAACAUUCCCCAGCUACACUAGUCCCAGCUGCCUACUUUUGCCCCAUUAUCUCUCUAAACCUGUCCUAUCCAUGUACCUGUCCAAAUGUUUCUUAAACAUUGCAAUUGUACCUGCCUCAAUUAACUCCUCCAACAGCUUGUUCCAUACACCGAUUACCUUCUGUAUGAAAAAGUUACACUUAGGGUUCCUAUUAAAUCUUUGCCUCCUCGCCUAACCACCAGAUGCCACAAACUUGACCAUGAAUAUUUACUGGGUAGUUUGUCAUUAGCAUCAAUGCUUGCAAGGUCUUUGGUUACAACAAUGAACAAAAUCGCAGUAUUUACAUGGCUAAUUGUAAUAACUACAAUCUAGCCAGGGAUAGUGGAAAGUGCCAUCAUCAUUCUUCAAAUUCCUCACCAAUAAUUAUUGAUGAGGAAUUCGGUCACUUUGUCACCUAAACAUUAUCCAAAAUCCUCAACAAAAUAUUCAAUUAGAAAUUUGAAACUUUGUUAUAAAAUGAUAUACAAAUUGCACCGUGUUUCCACUUUGUUAUAAAGGUAGAGUUUCUAUGAAGGAAUAUAUCGUACAACAGUUUACCACGACAAAUGAGUAAAACAGACUUUAACACAGUCAUUUAUACCAGACAAUCUGCCACAAAAUACAAAUAUCAUCCAUUUAGUACUGACGUUGCAUAAACUGUUGCUCAGUACAUCGCACUCUCAUCUUUUUGAUUCAAAAUGCUGUAAGUUCUACUCUCCCUCCAAAGACUUGAGCACAUUCCAAAUCAAAACUCCACGAACAACAUUGUUCUAGACGCCGUCUUUCCGAUGAGGAAAAGUGAUAGAUCCCACGGUGUUAUUUAAUAGAGCAGGAUGUAUAGAACAUAGAAGAGCACAGCACAGGAACAGGCCCUUUGGCCCAUCGAGUCUGCACUGAUUAGUGCUUUCCAUACACUAGCGCUAUCUUACACACUGGGGACAAUUUACAAUCUUUACCAAAGCCAAUUAACCUGCAAACCUGUAGGUCCUUGGAGUGUGGGAGGAACCCAAAGCACCCAGGGAAAACCUACAUGGUCAUGGAGAGAACAUACAAACUCCGUACAGACAGCACCAGUAGUCAGGAUCGAACCCGGGACUCUACCGCUACACCACCGUACCUCUGAUUCUUAGCCGCCUGCACAUAAUCCAUAUCCCAAAUAUGCCCUGCUUAUCCAUGUGUCUUUCUAAAAGUGUCUUAAAUGUCACUAUUGUAUUGGCCUCCACCACCAUCCCUGGCAAUGCAUUCCAUACACCCAUCACCCUCUGUGUAAAAAAAAAAACUUACCCUGCACAUCUCCUUGAAACUUUGCCCCUCCCACCUUAAAGCUAUGCCUUUUAGGAUUUGAUAUUUCCAUCCUGGGAAAAAGGUUCUGGCUGCCUAAUCUAUCAAUGCCACUUGUAAUUUUAUAUACUUCUAUGAUGUCCCCCCUCAACCUCUGGUAUUCCAUAGAAAAUAAUCCAAGUCUGUCCAACCUCUCAUUGUAGCCAAUACUCUCUAAUCCUGGCAUAAUUCUGGUAUUUCCAAAGCCUCCACAUCCUUCCUGUAAUGGGAUGUCUAGAACUGCAAGUAAUAUUCCAAAUGUAGCCCAACCAAACUCCUAUGAAGCUGUGUCAUGACUUUCUGACUCUUCAAUGAAGGCAAGCAUACUCUAUGCUGCUUUACCACUCUAUAUCUACGUGCGCUGUCACUUCAUAACUUAUAGGAGCAGAAUCAGGCCAUUCGGCCCAUCAAGUCUACUCCACCAUUCAAUCAUGGCUGAUCCCCAUAACCCCUGACACCCAUACUAAUCAGGAAUCUGUCAAUCUCCGCAUUAAAAAUAUCCAUUGACUUGGCUUCCACGGCCGUCUGGCUUUCACUUUCACAGAGUUUUGAAUUUGGAUCCCUGUAAUAAUAAUCCUUUGGUAAUAAUCUCCAGUAAAUUUGUCCAAUAUCUAUUCCUCAUGAACAUCUUGCUGAAUUUAAUAGCUUUCUGUGAGCGAUUUGACUGCUGUGUUUGGAACAUCACAACAAUGACGAUGCAUCAAACACCACUUCAUGGUUUGGAAACACAUAAGGACGUUGAAUUCUUGAAUGGCAUCUUUUAAUUCCAUGAAGGAAGGCAUUUGGAUAUUCAUGUCAGUGAUCAAAAGUUUUUAAUCAAAAUAAAUUCAGGUUUGUAAGAUCGACUGUUUAUAAGGGAGUGCUGUUUAUAAGGGAGUAUAAUAAAUUCCUUUUAUACCC
This is a messenger RNA of Leucoraja erinaceus (little skate), 6463 nucleotides long. RefSeq names its product protein shisa-2 homolog. NCBI's taxonomy places the organism in Eukaryota, Metazoa, Chordata, Chondrichthyes, Rajiformes, Rajidae. The transcript is spliced from 2 exons. The coding region runs from base 1614 to 2498 and encodes 294 amino acids. The record is from RefSeq and is a predicted model, not a curated record.